AUGUCUACCCAACGGAUUGCAUUCAAGGUCAGUGGCACCGUUCAAGGUGUCGGCUUCCGGGACUUCACACAGAAGCGUGCAUCCGAGUUUGGCUUAAAAGGCUGGGUGAGAAAUACCAACUGUGGACGGGUCGAAGGACAAGCCCAAGGAACGCCUGAGUCCAUUCAAAAACUGCUCAAGGAAAUCAACAAUGGCCCACGACUCGCACACGUUGUUAAAGUGGAGAAGAAAGAUCUUACCGUUCAGGAUAGUGAGACCCAUUUCGGUGUCAGGCGGACCACUGAGUCGGCCUUUGAUGCUACGAACUGA
Aspergillus bombycis is the source of this 309-nucleotide messenger RNA. RefSeq names its product acylphosphatase. The record is from RefSeq and is a predicted model, not a curated record. NCBI's taxonomy places the organism in Eukaryota, Fungi, Ascomycota, Eurotiomycetes, Eurotiales, Aspergillaceae. Bases 1 to 309 code for a protein of 102 amino acids. The transcript has 5 exons. Gene Ontology annotation, molecular function: acylphosphatase activity.